AUGGCGACAUGGAAACACCAGCGGCUGCCAUCAGCAUCAGCUCGUGUUGCAACUGUUGAGAAGGUGCAGGGGGCAACAGAGCCGCCUGGCGAAACAAGCUUUUCUAGCACGGCCAGGGUUUUCAGCCUCCUAUCGCCACCACCCUUCCUCAACGACACCGACAAUGAAUCUACCUGCUUAUCAUCGCAAGUCGAUCCCACGAUACCCCUUGGGUAUCAAUCAUUGGAGAUUGUGCACCGCCAUGCUUGGAUGGCCCAUUUAUACCCACUGCAAACUUAUCUGGGCUUCCUCAACGAGGAUAACACCGAGCUUGUGGUACAGCACGUCCACUUUUCUGGCGUCUCGACUACUCCACUCCCGCAGCUGCGUCCCUGCACCAGUUUGGUUGCAUUCUCGGGGCCUUGUCGUGCAUCUCUGGUGUUCCCGAUCUCCCAGGUUCCCUGCAUCAAUCGCUCCACAACGCUUCUGAAUGAGCUUACGAACAACCACACCGAACCUUCUGGCCACGCAACUCGACAAGUAAAACUGGGGCUCUUGGCAGAUUUCGCGGCGUUGGGAUCAACUUUGGCCUUGCUUGCCCUCCGAAAAUACGUGCAUGGGCGGCUAAGAGAUUCCACGUGCGAUAUACCAUCUAUCCACCGUGCGAAGAUAGUCAACAAUCCACUAGUCAUUGCCAUACGCCAUACCUUGCGGCUUGCUGAAGAGCGAGGUCCACCUAUACAUAGCCUCCGCACUGUACAUUACGAUAUGGAUCCCACGCAAAGUUCCGGACCAUCUCAGCAGACUCCGUUCGACACGGAAGACAAUAUGUCUGCCCCUCCAGGUCGAAAACGCGUCGGAUUCAUCGCAGAAGAUCCAGCUUUACGACCUUCCUCGACGGUGUCUCCCCUUGAUACUGGUUCUGCUGGCCACAACACGCCGCUUCAGCGUUCGGAUGUAUCACAUGACGACCUCCAGAAGAUGCGGGAGUCUUUACGAUUAGCCCUUGGCCCGGAGUACCCAGAGGAUGUUCAGGAGCCAGUUGCACCCCCAAAAGAUGUUCAGAGACCUCGACCAGCGAUUCGGAAAGCUGCACGUAACCCCCCCGAAUUCCUCCUGAAUGAUGAGCCAGCAGAUCCCUUUGACGACGACGAAGAUGCUGCACAACCGUUACCGGGAGCUGGAUUGAAAGAAAGAUCCGGCCUUGCAGCUCAAAGACGCGCAGCAAGGCUGUCGAAAUCCGUAGGCACUUUCUCUGCCCCAGUGUCACGCCGCAAUUCGCACGAGUUAUUGUCACCCCCUACAGAGCUACAGCACAUGGCCCAAGCUUAUGAUACGGUAGGAGACACCACUGACGAAGAUGAAGAUCCGCAAUUCCUGAAACGGGCUUCAAUGCUUCUACGUCAGCACACCGUGCGUGCAGAUCAUGGACCGCCGUCGAUCAACAGCGAUGAUAUGUUAUACCAUACAGAUGUACCUCUCCAAUCUGGUCAGGUGACCCCGGACGCCAUCGACAUUGAGGACGAGCAUGUCUCCCGUCCUUCGAAAUAUCGCACCGGCGUGUUAGGUACUCUUCUGAAGGCCCAGAACGUUGUGAACGCACCAAUGAGCCAUGUCAUCAAGCCACCGGCCAAGCCAGGCCAUGUACGAACGCUCAGUGGUGGUACCUUCAGUGGAGCAUCUACAGCCGCCAGCUCGCCCAAUCCCUCGCCUCCUACGUCUGGCUACUCGACACCACGUGGCGGACGCCCAUGGUUCGGUCGACACCAUAAUAGCCAUUCCGCAACAUCUAUAUCGCAAUUGGUUGGCGCUUCAGCUCACAGCUUUGCGACCCCGGCACAAAAGGAGCUUGGCCAUGAAUUCGAUGAGCAGAUCAAGAAGGUUCGGCCAGGUAUGGGCAAACGGUCCAAGUCCGACGAGUCAAUCUUGCCUUUCAAGAGAGCGAAGCGUCGCGAGAACGCGAUCAAGAUCAAGAUCCAUCUGGCUGGCACUUUAGCUAGGCAGAACUAUCUGCGUAAGCUGUGCAGAGCACUCAUGAUGUACGGCGCGCCAACACAUCGACUUGAAGAAUAUCUCAACAUGUCAUCGCGUGUCCUGGAAAUCGAGGCACAAUUCCUUUAUAUGCCGGGAUGCAUGAUCAUUGCCUUCGAUGACUCUUCUGUCCAUACCAGUGAAGUCAAACUUGUCCGGACAAGCCAGGGGGUUGAUCUUGGCAAGCUGCGUGACGUUCACGAAAUAUACAAAGAUGUGGUUCACGACAGAAUCAACGUCGAAGAAGCCACGCCACGACUAGAAGCUAUUAUGGCUCGCAAGAACAAGUUUUCACGCUGGCUUCGGGUUCUAUGUUACGGUCUUGCCUCGGCCACGGUCGGUCCGUUCGCGUUCCAGGCUCGGUUUAUCGACUUGCCAUUUUGCUUCCUCCUUGGAUGCAUCAUUGGCUGGCUGCAGCUCAUUGUCGCUCCAGGCAAUGAUCUCAUUAGUAAUGUGUUCGAGAUUGGCGCUUCGGUCAUUACCAGUUUUGCUGCACGCGCCUUGGGAUCGAUCAGACAUGAUGGUAAAGAGGUAUUUUGUUUCAGUGCCAUGGCGCAAUCAAGUAUUGCCUUGAUCCUUCCGGGUUUCAUGGUACUUUGCGCAUCACUGGAGCUCCAAAGUAAGCAUAUCGUAGCUGGAUCUGUUCGAAUGGUAUACGCGAUCAUCUACUCGCUCUUCCUGGGGUUCGGUAUCACGAUUGGCACAGUGCUCUACGGUAUGAUGGAUAGCAAUGCCACCUCGAAGACGAAAUGUGACGAGCCGAUGUCUACCAACUUCUACUAUCUCUUCGUACCCGCAUUUUCCAUCUGUCUCAUGAUCGUCAACCAGGCCAAGUACAAACAGAUCCCAUCCAUGACGGUCAUCGCGUUCAUCGGCUGGGUUGUCAAUUUCCACUCCUCCAAGUACUUCAAGAGCAAUGCGCAGGUCAGUAAUACACUUGGUGCCCUUGCGAUUGGUAUCGCUGCCAAUGCCCACGCUCGUUUCGGCCGACACGUAGAGAAUUGGUGUCUGGAUACCUGGGAGCAUAUGAUCCGCCCUCGUGUGAUGAAGGCACGUAAGACCUACCUGCGGAAGUCUCAUGGUCCUAUUCGCACGCACAAGAUCGAACGGUCGGAGUAUGAUCCUACAUACAAUAGCAGCCAGGCUACAUCGCGGGCUAGCUCAGUCAGCGACUUUGUCCCACAUACGCGCAAAAUCGGGUACGGCCUGGCUGCCGCAGCUAUGUUGCCAGCUAUCUUCGUGCAGGUCCCGUCCGGCCUGAGUGUCCAAGGCUCGCUGGUUCAAGGUCUCACCUCUGCAGAUCAAAUUGUCCGGAACAGUACUGGAACCAACGCAACCACGAUUAGUCCCGUCGAUGUGGGCGGGUCUAGCACCAUCAACAGCAUAGCCCUCGAUGUUGGUUUCUCAGUCGUCCAAAUCGCCAUUGGUAUUACCGUUGGCCUUUUCCUGGCUGCGCUCAUCGUCUACCCACUUGGAAAAAGGAGAUCUGCAUUUCUUGGAGUUGUAAUCGAGCAUUUGCUGGCGUUGGCUGGCGUUGUCUACAUUUUGUACAUGUUCGCUCGAUUCAUCCGCGAAGCCCAACUCUUGCAUGCUACAGAGGCACUUCGAUGCUAUAGUCUUGUAGGACAAACGCUCCCCAACUGCGGCAAGGAGGGUGGAGAUCUCAGUUGGUAUGGCUCGAGCUCCCUUGUGGAAGUGAGAGUGGAGAUUACCUGGUACCAACAAACGUCCUUCAAAGCACCCUCUUGUUCAAAUAUCCCCUUCAACGGAUCACCGUUAUUCAUGGCACGCUUCACCCAGCUCGUAGCGCUUCUGGCGUCUGCGACUCUCGGUACCGCUCGGACUCCCUUUCUAAGAGAAAGACAGGUGCCUGCUGACCCAACGGGGGUUAAAACAAUCACUUCGCAGCAAGGAGCAGAGAUAAGAUAUAAGCAGCCUGGUAAAGAGGGUGUCUGUGAGACGACCGAAGGAGUCGAUGACUAUGCCGGAUACAUCAGCCUCUCACCCACACAGAACAUGUUCUUCUGGUUCUUCGAAGCUCGCGAAAAUCCAAAGACGGCUCCACUCACGCUGUGGCUGAAUGGCGGCCCAGGGAGUGACUCGAUGAUUGGCUUGUUUCAAGAGCUGGGUCCUUGCAAUGUGACUGAAGACCUGAAAACCCAACUCAAUCCUUAUGCCUGGAAUUCUGUUUCAAAUAUGCUAUUCUUGUCGCAGCCGGUGGGCGUCGGGUUCUCUUAUGAGACUACACGCAAUGACAGCGAAGGAAGAUAUUCGCUCGUCGAUCUGGAUACUGCGAAUACCACCGAGGCGGCUGCGGUGGGUGCCUGGCACAUUCUUCAGGCGUUCCUUGAGCUGAGCCCGCAAUUGGACCCUGACAUCAAUAACUUCACGUUCAAUCUUUGGACGGAAAGCUACGGUGGCCAUUACGGCCCAGCGUUCUAUAACUACUUCUAUCAGCAAAACGAGGCCAUCAAAAAUGACUCAAUCGCCGGUGUCGAGAUCCAGAUGGACACUCUUGGUAUUAUUAACGGUGUCAUUGAUGAACAGAUUCAGGCUCCCUAUUAUCCCGAAUUUGCUGUCAACAAUACCUACGGCAUUAAGGCUAUCAACGACACGAUCUAUACAUUUAUGAAGCAGGCAUACUAUAUGCCGGAAGGCUGCCACGACCAGAUCGAGUACUGCAAGAAAGCCGAUCGCUCAACAGAAGAUGGCCAGCUUACCUGCUCAUCAGCGACAAAUCUCUGCCGAUCACUCGUUGAGGAGCCAUACUACGCAUUCGGCGGUCGUGGAGUCUACGAUAUUAGGCACCCAUAUGACGACCCAACCCCACCGGAUUAUUUCAUGGACUUCCUAAAUCUUGCGUCUACCCAGGAGGCCCUCGGAGUGAAUAUCAACUACACCUCGUCAAAUGCGCCCAACGUCAGCUUAGGCUUUGCAUCAACAGGUGAUUUUAUCUACCCCAACUUCAUCGAAGACCUCAACGAGAUCCUCGGAUACGGUGUUCGCGUUGCUCUUCUCUAUGGAGAUGCUGACUACAUUUGCAACUGGUUCGGAGGCGAAGCAGUUUCUCUGGCUGCAAACUUCACCGACUCGGAAGCCUUCGCUGCAGCUGGCUACACACCAUUUCUCGUCGAUGGCGUCGAGUAUGGCGAGGUGAGAGAGUAUGGCAACUUCAGCUUCACGAGAAUGUAUGAGGCAGGUCACGAGGUACCAUAUUACCAGCCUCUAGCCAGUCUCGAGCACUUCAGGAGGACAUUGAACCACCUUGUCAUUGCAGAUGGCAGCAAAGUGGUUACCGAUGACUAUGGCACCAACGGGACGGCGACUUCAACGCACACGGAGAGCUUUGUGCCGUUACCCCCUUCAAGUACGCCAACCGCUGUUUGA
Molecule: messenger RNA, 5397 nt
Organism: Plenodomus lingam JN3
Lineage: Eukaryota; Fungi; Ascomycota; Dothideomycetes; Pleosporales; Leptosphaeriaceae
Source: RefSeq, a predicted model, not a curated record